AUGGAGCCCAGUGUCUUGCUUCUCCUUGCUGUCCUCGUGGGCUUUUUGGUACUCUUAGUCAGGGGACACCCAAAGUCCCGUGGCAACCUCCCACCAGGACCCCGUCCCCUGCCCCUCUUGGGGAACCUCUUGCAGAUGGACAGAGGAGGCCUCCUCAAUUCCUUCAUGCAGCUUCGAGAAAAAUAUGGAGAUGUGUUCACAGUGCACCUGGGACCAAGGCCCGUGGUCAUGCUUUGUGGGACAGACAUCAUAAAGGAGGCCCUGGUGGGCCAAGCUGAGACUUUCUCUGGCCGGGGGACCGUUGCUGUGGUUGAGCCUGUCUUCAAGGAAUAUGGUGUGAUCUUUGCCAAUGGAGAACGUUGGAAGACCCUUCGGAGAUUCUCUCUGGCCACCAUGAGAGACUUUGGGAUGGGAAAGAGGAGUGUGGAGGAGCGGAUUCAGGAGGAAGCACAGUGUUUGGUGGAGGAACUGCGGAAAUCCCAGGGAGCCGCCCUGGACCCCACCUUCCUCUUCCAGUGCAUCACGGCCAACAUCAUCUGCUCCAUUGUGUUUGGCGAGCGCUUUGACUACACAGACCGCCAAUUCCUGCGCCUGCUGGAGCUGUUCUAUCGGACCUUUUCUCUCAUGAGCUCAUUGUCCAGCCAGGUCUUUGAGCUCUUCUCUGCUGUCCUGAAGUACUUUCCUGGCACCCACAGACAAAUCUCCAAAAACCUGCAGGAAAUCCUUGACUACAUUGGUCAAAAUGUGGAGAAGCACAGGGCCACCUUGGACCCCAACGCUCCACGGGACUUCAUUGAUACCUACCUUCUGCGCAUGGAGAAGGAGAAGUCCAACCACCACACGGAGUUCGAUCACCAGAACCUCAUGAUGUCUGUGCUCUCUCUCUUCUUUGCUGGAACUGAGACCAGCAGCACCACGCUCCGCUAUGGCUUCCUGCUCAUGCUCAAGUACCCCCAUGUUGCAGAGAAAGUCCAAAAGGAGAUUGAUCAGGUGAUCGGCUCACACCGGCUGCCAGCCCUUGAUGACCGCACCAAAAUGCCAUACACUGAUGCAGUCAUCCACGAGAUUCAGAGAUUUUCAGAUCUUGUCCCUAUUGGAGUGCCACACAGAGUCACCAAGGACACCACGCUCCGAGGGUACCUGCUCCCCAAGAACACUGAGGUGUACCCCAUCCUGAGUUCAGCUCUCCAUGACCCACGGUACUUUGAACAACCAGAUGCCUUCAAUCCUGAGCACUUCCUGGAUGCCAAUGGGGCACUGAAGAAAAAUGAAGCUUUUCUGCCCUUCUCCACAGGAAAGCGCAUUUGUCUUGGUGAAGGCAUUGCUCGCAACGAGUUGUUCAUUUUCUUCACCUCCAUCCUCCAGAAUUUCUCUGUGUCAAGCCACGUGGCUCCCAAGGACAUUGACCUCACUCCCAAGGAGAGUGGUAUUGGAAGAAUAGCCCCAUCAUACCAGAUCUGCUUCUUGGCCCGCUGAUUUGGCUGAAGCAGCCAGGUGUCCCACUUCUGUUGAGAAUGGCUCUAUCUCUGUGUCUCUGGGGGAGCUGCUGGAAACCAGGCCACAGGUUGCUGCUUGCAUCUUUCCUCCUGUUGCUGUUCUCCUCAGCUGGAUGGUGUGGUCUUCCUCCUCGUGAAUGGAACUGAAGAAAUCAAUCAACUGUCUUUCUGGAUAUGUGAACAGAGACUUCUGGAGUCCACUUCUCACACUGAGUCACUUCCAUCUUCCUCCCAACAGCCCCAGCCCCCAGGCCCUGGAACCUCAUCAGCUCUCCACACUGUGUUUUGUGCUAAUGGACUCUGUACAAGGUCCGAAUUCUGUGUCUACA
Apodemus sylvaticus (European woodmouse) is the source of this 1825-nucleotide messenger RNA. RefSeq names its product cytochrome P450 2B1. Gene Ontology annotation, cellular component: intracellular membrane-bounded organelle; cytoplasm. The transcript is spliced from 9 exons. NCBI's taxonomy places the organism in Eukaryota, Metazoa, Chordata, Mammalia, Rodentia, Muridae. Bases 1 to 1476 code for a protein of 491 amino acids. Gene Ontology annotation, molecular function: iron ion binding; oxidoreductase activity, acting on paired donors, with incorporation or reduction of molecular oxygen, reduced flavin or flavoprotein as one donor, and incorporation of one atom of oxygen; heme binding. Gene Ontology annotation, biological process: xenobiotic metabolic process. The record is from RefSeq and is a predicted model, not a curated record.